AUGUUCGAUGACCUGCGGGUUGGUGCCAGGAUCUCCCGUCAGGACACCAACUACAGGCGCUCCAUAUCAGCGGCGGAGCGCCUGUCCAUCUGUCUCCGCCUGCGGGCGUUUAAACGGAAGUCCUUCGACCCUGAAGCAAAACUGUAUGUUGUCUUUGUGGAUGAAGAUGACAAUGGUGAAGGGGCAGUUGACGAAGGCGGCCCGACCAGAGAGUACCUAAGGCUGUUGAUGAGGGCCGUCCACCAAUCAAACAUCUUUGAUGGACAUAAGAAAGGCCGGCAGUUGCGUCUUGAUACUCAAGCUUUACAGAGUAAACUGUACACCUGGGUGGGGAAAAUGAUUGCUGUGUGCGUCAUUCAUGGAGGAGUUGGUCCACAUUUCUAUUGGGAAAGGCUUUUCCAGCAAAUCUGUGGAGUAGAAACGACCCCGGCCACGGUCGAUGAAGUUGGCGACCAUACUUUUAGGCAGCAGUUGAUGAAAAUACAGGAAGCAACAACAGUCAGAGAGGCAAACGACACAAUUACAGAGGCAGCAGAUAGUCUCAAUAUUGUAGGGGCCUUGAGACAUGUGUCCAGCCUUGAAGAGAAGGACUCCCUUGUCAAGUCAGCUGCUGACUUCUUUGUAAACGGCAGAUUGGCGACUGCCAUGGACCAGUUUGCUGAUGGGUUACAAACCCUUGGAUUACUCCAAGAGAUUAGGGAGAAUCCGGCAGUAUUCUUCCACUUCUUUGUAAAUGAGGAAAUUCCCCUUCAGGCAAAGGACCUGUGCAAGCUAUUUGUUGUAGACUUCAGUGCAAGGCAGCAACCGGAGAAACCGUGAAAAUGCAACCAUCUGCUUCUGGCGUGACUGGUUGAUUGACGUAGAAGAAGGAGAAUGCAGUCCAGUCACCCUUGAGAGGGUAUUGGAAUUUUCAUCUGGAG
Gadus chalcogrammus (walleye pollock) is the source of this 920-nucleotide messenger RNA. RefSeq names its product G2/M phase-specific E3 ubiquitin-protein ligase-like. The coding region runs from base 1 to 819 and encodes 272 amino acids. Gene Ontology annotation, molecular function: ubiquitin-protein transferase activity. The record is from RefSeq and is a predicted model, not a curated record. The transcript is spliced from 6 exons. NCBI's taxonomy places the organism in Eukaryota, Metazoa, Chordata, Actinopteri, Gadiformes, Gadidae.